UUCCAACUUCAAUCAACUCUCGAAUCCGAAUCUCUCGAGAUAUUCUCUACAAUGGCCCCUCCACAUGGAGCAAUACCACCUCCUCUCCCGCCUUCUGUUGAAGAAGCUUACCGACGAAAGUGCAUCCAACUCAAACAGCGCAUGAACGAAGUUGAAGAAGCCAACGAUGCCUCGCGUCUGCGCAUUAUCCGCAUGGAACGCUCUGUCCAGAAGAUGCGACUAGAGCGUGCCUUUCUCCUUGAACAACUUGCCAAACGAACUAGCACCAAUGUCGAAGACUCCGAAGGAAGCCCAAGUCCACCACCUACUCCUAAGGAAAAGCCUCUCCGAACCAAGCGCGGCCAUCGCAAGCCUUCCUUCUUGACAAAUCUUGACGGUCGCACGGGCAGCACUUUUAUUCAGCAAGGACCUGUUACGCUGUCCCCCAGCUCGGACGCAUUCUCGCACACACACCCAGAGUUGAACUCUGUUUCUAAUGCAGCACCAACGCUCCCAAGCAAACGCCAACUGCCCGCGAAUGGACACCCCAACCCUUCUGCCAGCAGGACAUCCACGCCUCCACAGAAACGACCUAAGACCGCCUUCGAUCUAUACUGCAACGAUUUGCGGUCCGUCAUUACAGUCAAGAACCGCAAGGCUAUAGCCGAUGGAACGUUCGAUGUCGAGAGAGCAUUGGCUACGGGAUGGCGGGAAAUGGAUGAGGAGCAACGGGGAGAGUUUCAGCGAAGAUUGGAAGGCAUGAAGAGAACCUCGGACGCAGAGAAGGAGGCCAGUGUUGGAGGGACAGGAGCAGGGCAGAGCGGUUUUGAUGGAGAGAGUAGACAGACGGCGGAAGCAGAUGAGGAUGUGGAGAUGGGUGAGGAUGGAGAUGAUGGAUCGCGCUCUGGGGGAGAAGUCAGUGGUUUCACUGCUGUUAAUCGUGCAUAG
Molecule: messenger RNA, 927 nt
Organism: Amorphotheca resinae ATCC 22711
Lineage: Eukaryota; Fungi; Ascomycota; Leotiomycetes; Helotiales; Amorphothecaceae
Exons: 3
Coding region: 52-927 (291 amino acids)
Source: RefSeq, a predicted model, not a curated record